UCACAAAAGCCAAAUCGACGCGCUAAGAAGAAUUCAAAGUCAAGUCGACGCGCUAAGAAGAAUUCAAAGUCAAGUCGACGCGCUAAGAAGAAUUCAAAGUCAAGUCGACGCGCUAAGAAGAAUUCAAAGUCAAGUCGACGCGCUAAGAAGAAUUCAAAGUCAAGUCGACGCGCUAAGAAGAAUUCAAAGUCAAGUCGACGCGCUAAGAAGAAUUCAAAGUCAAGUCGAUGCGCUAAGAAGAAUUCAAAGUCAAGUCGACGCGCUAAGAAGAAUUCAAAGUCAAAAUUCAAAGUCAAGUCGCUAAGAAGAAUUCAAAGUCAAGUCGACGCGCUAAGAAGAAUUCAAAGUCAAGUCGCUAAGAAGAAUUCAAAGUCAAGUCGAUGCGCUAAGAAGAAUUCAAAGUCAAGUCGAUGCGCUAAGAAGAAUUCAAAGUCAAGUCGAUGCGCUAAGAAGAAUUCAAAGUCAAGUCGAUGCGCUAAGAAGAAUUCAAAGUCAAGUCGAUGCGCUAAGAAGAAUUCAAAGUCAAGUCGACGCGCUAAGAAGAAUUAACCUAUUUCUUAGUAUUCCAGACAGGAUUGUGAUUGGUAUUGUGUUAUUUACUCCUUUCCCUGUAAAGGAAAUGUGGCCAUAAAAUGGUCUGACAAUUAGGGAUGUCGGCCGUGCGAAGUGGAGACGAAAAUCAAGCUUCGACGCCGCUGAGGAAGCAGCCAGGAAAACGCUCAGAUGAGAGACAGAGAUAGUGCAAUUUCGAAUAUAAAUCAUCCAUCGAUCAUAAUAAUAAAUCAAAAGAAAACUGUUGGGUUAUGAUACAACUAAGUCACGGGCUUUAAUACCGAUUCCACACUAUCGCCGAACUCUGA
Messenger RNA from Plodia interpunctella (Indianmeal moth), 860 nucleotides. RefSeq names its product histone H1, gonadal-like. The annotation marks the transcript as partial. Lineage: Eukaryota; Metazoa; Arthropoda; Insecta; Lepidoptera; Pyralidae. The transcript has 2 exons. The record is from RefSeq and is a predicted model, not a curated record.